AUGGUUUCUCCCUGGGAUGCUAGACACAAACCACUCAACAUCGAUGUCGUCGCCACUGGCGAUCACGACUUCAACUUAAGCUUCCAGCGUUCUGAGAUAUACAAGAGCUCACUCGCCGAUACCGUCAAUCCGCCGUAUGACCGCUAUGUUUUCCUCUGCUUCAAGAGCCCCAAUUUUUGGCCUUCUUGCGUCAAGGAAUUUGACUCUGACUCUGACUAUGAUUUGCUUCCCAAGCUUUUCUCCUCGACUAUCAUGUCUCGCAAGAACAACAUCAAUGUCAAGAUCCUCUCGCAACCUCGACUCUCAACCCUCGACUCUCGAGGUCUUUCGGCGACCUCGCGCUUUCCGACCACUUCUCCAUCUCUGAUGUCCUUAUUCUUAUUCCGGCUACAUGGUAAUAUCACUGCUGUUUGGCUCGCUAGGCUUGUGGAUGGUUUAGACAGGGAUGGUAUUGUUCGUAUCCAUACCUAUCGGGAUUUGAAAUUUGUUCAGUAUGGAUUCGUUUCAAAGGACUUACCUGCGUGUGCUCCAAGUGUUCGAAAGAAUGACACAAAGGAGCUCGUGAUUCACAUCACUACGGCUUACAAGAUCAGAUUUGAUCGAACUGGGAGGAUGUUGUUUGUGCGUUUGUUCGCAUCAUCUUGA
Messenger RNA from Malania oleifera, 645 nucleotides. RefSeq lists its product as uncharacterized. NCBI's taxonomy places the organism in Eukaryota, Viridiplantae, Streptophyta, Magnoliopsida, Santalales, Ximeniaceae. The record is from RefSeq and is a predicted model, not a curated record. Bases 1 to 645 code for a protein of 214 amino acids. The transcript has 2 exons.